AAGACUCGGCCUGUUCCAUUCCUGUGCGUCAAGGCUCAGACAUCAGUACUCAAGCAACAGCACCAGUGUACGUUAUCGGCAUGAGUGAAGAGCAAAUAAAUAUUAAAAUAGUGCAGGCGAUUGAGAAAUUCCCGGUAAUAUACGAUUAUUUGUCCCCGGGCCACUCAAACAAGGACGAGGUUGAUAAAGCUUGGCAUGCAGUUUCAAAAGAAGUAAACAUAGAUGUUAACUCUUGCAAAGAAAAAUGGAGGAACUGCAGAAACUGCUGGGCCAGAUAUUUAAGACAGACUCCUGUCAGUGGUUCUGCUGCCAGACCCAAGAAGCCAUACUACCUAGCAGAAUACUUGGCUUUUCUGACUCCGUUUACGAAGUCACGAAGGCAGCUGGGAUCUAUGGAGAUUCAUCCAACAACAAAGGAGCUUUCUCCCAAAAUAGAAGAAGGGCCUGUAUCUCCCGCCACCACAGAAGUACAGAAUGUGAGCGACCAUGAAGAAAUGCAACCGGUACCUCCACCACGCGAAAUUCGCAAAAAGAGGGAAAGAUCCAAAGUGGAUAUUGAUGAGGUUUUCAUCUCAUACCUAGAAACGAAAGCGAAAAGGGUACCUGGAGAAGAGUCGGACAAUCCAGACCUCUGCUUUUUCAAAAGCCUUUUGCCGGAUGUCGCCAAAUUAACACCUGCCCAGAAGAGCGCAUUCAAACUAUUUCUUCAACAAAACUUACAUGACAUGUUGUACAGCUCGUCCGCUGAUUUUCAUAAUACGAGUAAUGUGAAUCAGGCUGGCCCUUCCACUUCCCUAUAUCACUAUUUAAAUGUGAGUCAGUCCGGCAAUUCUUCAGGCUCUUGUACACCAUUGCCCUCCCCACGUGAUGAAGUGUAGCUGGACGUUUCGAUCCUAGUUAUCAGAUGUGAGUUGCCAGCAUUCCAUUGAAAACUGUGGCCUUUUCUAGGUUAACGUACUCAAAAUUUUGGGUAAUUAAAAUUAAAUAUUAUUAUCAACAGUAGGGGACACUUUCACAGUGAAACGAUUCGAUCAUGUCUAAUGAACAUUUAAAAUAAAUAUGUACAAUUUGGCGCACAUGUUUUGUGAUUUCUUUCUAUUUUUAUUAAUUAAUGGUAAUACAUUAAUGUUAUAAGUAGCCGUUCAUCAGCACUAAUAGCUUUCCUACAGUUUGUAUCCUGCUUCUUCGAUUGUGGCGAAACUCUCUGAAGAAGUUUCUUAUAGGAUUCUGGGGACAUUCACCGGAUCCUUUAACAAGUCUCGCGCUAAAACGUUGAGCACACGACUCAUUAAAGUCAUGAAUCCACUUCCUUUUCCUUCUUCUGCGUAAUUUAAGCCACAUUUGCAU
Messenger RNA from Cryptotermes secundus, 1347 nucleotides. RefSeq lists its product as uncharacterized. The record is from RefSeq and is a predicted model, not a curated record. Gene Ontology annotation, molecular function: DNA binding. The coding region runs from base 81 to 878 and encodes 265 amino acids. Gene Ontology annotation, biological process: regulation of transcription by RNA polymerase II. The transcript is spliced from 3 exons. Gene Ontology annotation, cellular component: nucleus; transcription regulator complex. NCBI's taxonomy places the organism in Eukaryota, Metazoa, Arthropoda, Insecta, Blattodea, Kalotermitidae.